ACCAAUGGGAAGCAAAGUAAAUAUUUUACCAACCAAACCAAAUAAAGUUGAGAUUUAUUCAGGCAAUAAUGAAGAAACCGAAUUUAAAAAAGUACAAAAUCCACAAUCAAAGCAACCAGCAAGAAGAAAUCCACAUCAAGAACAUCUAUUGAAUCAAAAGUCAUAUCAAGACCAUAGAGCCGAAGCUGAAAAGUAUGCUAAAUUAAGAAAUGCAUGUUUCCAAGCAGCUGCUAAAGCCUAUAUGAAGAAUAAACCAGCUGAAGCAAGACAACUUUCUGAAGAAGGUAAAAGAUAUGAUGAGUAUCAUAAAGAAGCCAAUAGAUUAGCAAGCAAUCAAAUAUUUAUGGAUUGUAAUUCUAGAAGUGGUGAUACUCUUAGAAUCGAUCUUCAUGGUCUUCAUGUUGGUGAAGCUUUGGAUAUGGUGCAAAGAGCAAUAGAAAUACAUGCUUCUGGUGAAUAUAGUGGAAAUAAUCGACCUCAAAUACUCAGUAUUAUCACUGGUCAAGGAAAUCAUUCUGUCAAUCGUGUAGCUAGAAUUAAACCGGCUGUUGUAGCUUUCUUAAAGGAAUGUAAAAUCAAAUAUGUUGAUAAACAGGGUGUACUUGAAGUAGAUAUAAACAGUUUAAGAAAUUAUUAGAAAUAUUUAUUUAUUAAAAUAAAUUGUAUAUUAGAAAACAUU
Molecule: messenger RNA, 679 nt
Organism: Dictyostelium purpureum
Lineage: Eukaryota; Evosea; Eumycetozoa; Dictyosteliales; Dictyosteliaceae
Exons: 1
Coding region: 5-637 (210 amino acids)
Source: RefSeq, a predicted model, not a curated record